CUUUCUUUCAUAUCUUAAAAACUGUAUGCCCAAGAUUUAAUUUCUAUCGUCUACCCGUUCUCUAAUUCGCAAGCAGAUCCUCUUACAUGGUCAAUACGCUUGCGUCUACCCAGCUGCCUUCGACCCAAAGAACGAACGACGUCAAUGCUACGACUGGUUCUGGAACAAGGUCGCGAGCAACGGGCAGUCGGACAGGAUAACGCGUGUAGAGAUGACGACUGCCGACAAUGUUGUUCUGAGGUGUGCUCUAUUUUUACAUGGCCACGAUGGCUCGGAUUCGGAUUCGGAUUCAGAUUUGCCUCCGCUCGCCACGGUCAUUCUCUUCCAUGGAAAUGCGUGCCAUUGGUGGGAUUGUGCUUUUCUCGCUCAUGAAUUUCAUGCGAGACGGUGUAACGUUCUGUUGGUUUCGUACCGAGGAUAUGGAACCUCCGAUGGUUUUCCUUCUGAGAAAGGUCUGAGAGACGAUGCACAGGCGGCGCUUGAUUAUGCGUUGGCUGACCAGCAGCUCUCCCAGGUACCGAUUAUUGUAUACGGUCACUCAUUGGGCGGAGCCGUAGCCAUCGACCUCGUUAGCCGAAAUCCUACCAAGGUAUUCGCCCUCAUUGUGGAGAAUACAUUUCUCUCCAUACCUAGCAUCGUCCGAGGCUGGAGCGUCCUCCGCUACUUUGCUUUCAUCGUGCACCAGAAAUGGGAUUCCGAGUCCAAGAUAUCAUCUAUACCUGGGACGCUGCCGCUUCUCAUGCUCAGCGGACAGAGAGAUCCAGUUGUUCCCGAAGCGCAUAUGAAGAAACUGUGGGAACUACGUUCAUCUGGCGACUUGGAUACAUUCAAGUCUUUCCCUUCGGGAGGACAUGAACCUAGCGCAGUUGAGCCACAUUAUUGGAACACGAUUGAGAUGUUCCUGACCACUGUACUUAAGAACCAGAAAUCCGCUAACUCUCCUUCAUGAGCAGGCCUUGUAAGAGAGCAUCCGUCUCAGUAUUUUUCUAUUUGCAUUAUAUGUAUAGUAACGAGAGCUCCUGUUCCCCAACAUUAUGUGUAUGCAGUACAAAUGAUACAUAUAAAAAACCG
Desarmillaria tabescens is the source of this 1071-nucleotide messenger RNA. RefSeq names its product Alpha/Beta hydrolase protein. Gene Ontology annotation, molecular function: palmitoyl-(protein) hydrolase activity. The coding region runs from base 212 to 949 and encodes 245 amino acids. The record is from RefSeq and is a predicted model, not a curated record. NCBI's taxonomy places the organism in Eukaryota, Fungi, Basidiomycota, Agaricomycetes, Agaricales, Physalacriaceae. Gene Ontology annotation, cellular component: membrane. The transcript has 8 exons.